Molecule: messenger RNA, 5454 nt
Organism: Cucurbita moschata (crookneck pumpkin)
Lineage: Eukaryota; Viridiplantae; Streptophyta; Magnoliopsida; Cucurbitales; Cucurbitaceae
Product: ARF guanine-nucleotide exchange factor GNOM-like
Exons: 4
Coding region: 417-4826 (1469 amino acids)
Biological process (GO): regulation of ARF protein signal transduction
Molecular function (GO): guanyl-nucleotide exchange factor activity
Source: RefSeq, a predicted model, not a curated record
GUAAAUUCAUAUUCCAAGUACUACACUUUCCUUUCUGUCUCUCAAAAUUUCUCUCUUUCCUUCUUCACAAUCCCCCCUCCCUCCUCCAGUUGCACUGUCGUAGACGCUAAAACGGACCGCUGUUCUGGCCGUGCCUAUUCCGACGCCGCCUCUCUAUCAUUUUGUUUUCCAAUUUGUUCUGAUCUAGGCAUUUUUCGUUGUGAUUUGCACCAAGGCCAUGGAUGGCAGAUCGAGUGCGCACUGCCAAAAAAUGAAGCUCUUUAAUCUCUCCCUAGAUCUCUGGUUUUGCUCCUGCCUAUGUUGACCGGCUUUGCUCCUCUUCGCAUCUCAGUGAUUGUGCACAUUAGCAAGGUUUCUGCUCAAUCUUCUCACAGUACUUGGUAAACGUUAGUACUGUGAAGGGAACGUUCCCAAAGAUGGGGCGCCUGAAGCUGCAAACUGGAAUCAAUGCAAUCGAGGAAGAACCUGAGGAGUGUGAUGUCACAUAUACGAAUAAAACUGCUUUAGCUUGCAUGAUUAAUUCUGAAAUUGGUGCUGUAUUGGCAGUUAUGAGAAGAAAUGUAAGAUGGGGAGGUCGAUAUAUGUCAGGUGAUGAUCAAUUGGAACACUCCUUAAUUCAAUCACUGAAGUCACUAAGAAAGCAGAUAUAUACAUGGCAGCAUCCAUGGCAUACAAUCAACCCUGCUGUGUAUCUUCAACCAUUUUUAGAUGUAAUUCGAUCGGACGAAACUGGAGCACCUAUUACUGGGGUUGCUUUAUCUUCUGUGUACAAGAUUUUAACUCUUGACAUGAUUGAUCAAAAUACUGUUAACGCUGGAGAUUCUGUUCACUUGAUAGUUGAUGCUGUUAGCUGUUGUAGAUUUGAGUUAACAGAUCCAGCAUCAGAAGAAAUGGUCCUGAUGAAAAUACUUCAGGUUCUUCUUGCUUGUAUGAAAAAUAAGGCAUCCAUUAUGUUGAGCAAUCAGCAUGUCUGCACCAUUGUUAAUACUUGUUUCCGCAUAGUGCAUCAGGCAGCCACAAAGGGUGAGCUAUUGCAGCGGAUAGCUCGCCACACAGUUUAUGAGCUUGUCAGGUGUACCUUUUCACAUCUGUCAGAAAUCAGUACCACAGAACACGCAUUGGUCAAUGGCAAUAGUUCCAGCAAGCAGGAGGCUGGUAGGGGGUCUAAUGAUGACUAUGUGCUUGGAAGCAGACUGUUGGAGAAUGGAAACUUGGGCCAUGAAUUUGAUGGUCAAUCGUCAUCCAACAAUUUUGACUCUAAUUCUUCAUCAGCUCCGUUGGCAACUGGGAUGGAUGAAAAUUUACUUGAGGAUGGUAAUGUGAAGGAUACGGUUCCAUUUGACCUUCAUCUUAUGAAUGAACCUUAUGGGGUCCCCUGCAUGGUAGAAAUUUUUCGUUUCCUCUGUUCAUUGCUAAAUCUAGUUGAGCAUAUGGAGUUGGGAGGUAGAUCAAAUACCAUGGCUUUUGAUGAAGAUGUUCCUCUUUUUGCCUUGGGAUUGCUAAACUCAGCAAUAGAGCUAGGUGGCCCGUCCUUCCGCCAUCACCCUAGGUUAUUGAGUUUAAUCCAAGAUGAAUUGUUUCAAAACCUUAUGCAAUUUGGUUUGUCAACAAGCUCGCUAAUCCUUUCAAUGGUUUGUAGCAUUGUUCUCAAUCUAUACCACCAUCUGCGAACUGAGCUGAAGUUGCAGAUUGAGGCUUUCUUUUCAUGUGUCAUUUUGAGACUUGUCCAAACCAGGUAUGGGGCUUCAUACCAGCAGCAGGAGGUCGCUAUGGAGGCUCUUGUCGAUUUCUGCAGGCAGAAAACAUUUAUGGUGGAGAUGUAUGCAAACUUAGAUUGUGACAUAACUUGCAGUAAUGUCUUUGAAGAUCUUGCUAAUCUUCUGUCUAAGAGUGCUUUUCCAGUUAAUUGUCCUUUGUCUUCAAUGCAUAUCCUUGCUUUGGAUGGUCUUAUUGCCGUUAUUCAGGGAAUGGCAGAGAGGAUAGGUCAUGGAACUGGCAUUGAAAAUACUCCUGUGAACCUUGAGGAAUAUACUCCUUUCUGGAUGGUAAAGUGUGAAAACUAUAAUGAUCCUAAUCAAUGGGUUCCAUUUGUGAGAAGGAAAAAGUACAUCAAGAGACGUUUGAUGAUUGGAGCUGAUCACUUUAACCGUGAUCCCAAGAAAGGACUGGAGUUUCUUCAAGGAACCCACCUCUUGCCUGAUAAACUUGAUCCCAAAAGUGUAGCCUGCUUUUUCAGGUUCACUGCUGGUUUGGAUAAAAAUCUGGUUGGGGACUUCCUUGGAAAUCAUGAUGAGUUUUGCGUCCAGGUUCUUCAUGAAUUUGCUGGGACUUUUGAUUUUCAGGACAUGAAUUUGGAUACUGCAUUGCGGCUAUUUUUGGAAACUUUCAGACUCCCGGGAGAAUCACAGAAGAUACAAAGGGUGCUUGAGGCGUUUUCUGAGAGAUAUUAUGAACAGUCGCCUCAAAUUCUUGUGAAUAAGGAUGCUGCUCUUCUACUUUCUUAUUCACUUAUAAUGCUGAAUACAGAUCAGCACAAUGUUCAAGUGAAAAAGAAGAUGACGGAAGAAGAUUUCAUUCGGAACAGCAGGCACAUAAAUGGAGGCAAUGAUCUUCCAAGAGAUUUCCUCUCCGAGUUGUAUCACUCAAUCUGUAAGAAUGAGAUUCGUACUAUUCCGGAGCAAGGCAAUGGUUUUCCUGAAAUGACCCCAAGCCGAUGGAUCGAUUUGAUGAAUAAAUCCAAGAAAUCCUCUCCAUUCAUCGUGUCUGAUUCUAAAGCCUACCUUGAUCGUGAUAUGUUUGCUAUAAUGUCAGGGUCAACAAUUGCGGCUAUAUCUGUGGUAUUUGAUCAUGCAGAACAUGAAGAAGUCUAUCAAACAUGUAUUGAUGGAUUCUUAGCUGUUGCAAAAAUCUCCGCAUGUCAUCACCUUGAAGAUGUACUUGACGAUCUUGUUGUGUCCCUCUGCAAGUUCACAACCCUCAUGAACCCAUCAUCUGUUGAGGAGCCUGUGCUUGCCUUUGGUGAUGAUACAAAGGCUAGGAUGGCUACCAUGACAGUUUUCAACAUCGCCAACAUGUAUGGCGACUUCAUUCGUUCAGGCUGGAGAAAUAUCCUUGAUUGCAUCUUACGAUUGCACAAGCUUGGUCUCUUGCCAGCUCGUGUGGCGAGUGAUGCAGCUGAUGAAUCAGAACUUUCUUCCGACACUGGACAUGGAAAGCCUCUUACAAGUUCUUUAUCUGCUGCUCAUAUUCAGUCAGUUGGUACUCCCAAGAGAUCCUCUGGAUUGAUGGGCCGGUUCAGUCAGCUCUUAUCUCUUGACAAUGAGGAGCCAAGGUCUCAGCCUACCGAACAACAACUUGCUGCUCAUCAGCGCACCCUUCAGACUAUUCAAAAGUGCAAUAUUGACAGCAUUUUUACGGAGAGCAAGUUUCUUCAGGCUGAAUCUUUAUUACAGCUGGCACAAGCACUCAUAUGGGCAGCAGGACGGCCUCAGAAAGGAAACAGUUCUCCAGAGGAUGAAGAUACAGCAGUCUUCUGCCUGGAAUUGUUGAUUGCCAUUACUCUAAAUAACCGAGAUAGAAUUGUGCUUCUUUGGCCGGGUGUUUAUGAUCAUAUAUCUAACAUUGUGCAGUCAACUGUCAUGCCUUGUGCCCUGGUGGAGAAAGCUGUUUUUGGACUUCUCCGGAUCUGCCAGCGCUUGCUGCCUUAUAAAGAGAACCUUGCUGAUGAACUUUUGAGGUCUCUGCAACUUGUCUUGAAGCUAGAUGCUCGGGUAGCCGAUGCAUACUGUGAGCAAAUUACACAGGAAGUCAGCCGUCUAGUAAAAGCAAAUGCUUCUCAUAUUAGAUCUCCAUCAGGAUGGCGAACAAUAACAUCCCUACUUUCCAUUACAGCUCGCCAUCCAGAGGCCUCUGAGGCAGGAUUUGAUGCUCUACUAUUCAUUGUGUCUGACGGUGCCCACCUGUUGCCAGCAAAUUAUACCCUCUGCAUUGAUGCUUCAAGGCAAUUUUCCGAGUCUCGUGUUGGACAAGCUGAACGUUCUUUGCGUGCAUUGGAUCUCAUGGCUGGAUCUGUUGAUUGUUUAGCACGGUGGGCUAGGGAGGGAAAGGAAGCUGCAAGGGAGGAGGAAGUCAUUAAAAUGUCGCAAGAUAUUGGAGACAUGUGGCUGAGGCUUGUGCAAGGGUUGAGAAAAGUUUGCUUGGAUCAGAGGGAGGAGGUUAGAAAUCAGGCUCUGCUGUCAUUGCAAAAGUGCUUGACAGGCGUUGAUGAAAUCCACCUUCCACAUGGCUUGUGGUUACAGUGUUUCGAUCUUGUGAUCUUCACAAUGCUUGAUGAUUUAUUGGAAAUUGCACAAGGACACACUCAGAAAGAUUACAGAAACAUGGAAGGGACGCUGAUCCUUGCCAUGAAACUCUUGUCCAAAGUAUUUUUACUAUUGCUCCAGGAUCUUUCUCAGUUAACAACCUUCUGCAAACUAUGGCUUGGUGUUCUUAGCCGAAUGGAAAAGUACGCAAAAGCUAAAGUCAAAGGAAAAAGAAGCGAGAAGCUUCAGGAGCUAGUGCCUGAACUCCUGAAGAACACAGUGCUUGUUAUGAAAACUAAGGGAGUGCUAGUUCAGAGGAGUGCGCUAGGUGGAGAUAGCUUGUGGGAGCUCACAUGGCUGCAUGUAAAUAACAUUUCUCCCUCGUUGCAAUCGGAAGUUUUCCCCGAUCAAGAUUCCAACCGCUUACUUGGUCAGGGUGAAAAAGGUGGCCCAACUUCCAGUGAAGCAAACUCUGUUUCUUCAGCUGAGAAGGUAGCAGCCGACAGUGCUGGAACUGGAGGGUAGGUUUGUUCAGUUGGAAAUCUCAGCUUCUUUCUGCAAGUGAUGUCGCUGUGCAUAUACUUGACCGUCAGGUUUAAAAAUUUUGUCUAGAAUUAGUCUAUAUCCACCCAGAUAAUCUUAAAUUUACAGAGCGGAUGAUAGGGCACUCACUUCAUAUCUAUACUUGGAGCUUGCUUUGUAAUCAGAGGCAGGUUAUGAAGUGAAUGCGUGUUCCAGAUCCCCCAGGUACGCUUAAUGAACUUCCAGCUUCCAGGCUUUCAUCUUUUUUGGAAAGGCGUUUCUUCUCUUUGCAAUUCCUGAUCAAGGGUUCCCAGAGUUAAAUUGGCUCAUUUCUAAACCAUGCUGUUUGUUAGUGUUGUUAUACGUACCAUAGCCAUAAGUUUCAAUCUUCUGUCUUUUCUUUCGUCGACAUUCCGAAUUCUGGAGGCGUAUUAUCAUCAUUCAUCCUCGAAUGAAUCAUGUACUUAUUAUGUUUUGUAUUACCUUGCUGAGUAAUGUACAGAAUUAAAAUGUUUGCUAGUAACCCACUUGGUAUGUUAUACACAGUAUGCUACUUUAGGUAUUUUUUCAAAUGGCAGAAGUUGUUUUGAGGAGGGAAAUAUGAUGGAUGAGGAGGAACCAUCAUUAUUCA